Trichechus manatus latirostris (Florida manatee) is the source of this 1587-nucleotide messenger RNA. RefSeq names its product peptidylprolyl isomerase D (gene PPID). The transcript has 10 exons. Gene Ontology annotation, biological process: protein peptidyl-prolyl isomerization; protein folding. Bases 17 to 1129 code for a protein of 370 amino acids. The record is from RefSeq and is a predicted model, not a curated record. NCBI's taxonomy places the organism in Eukaryota, Metazoa, Chordata, Mammalia, Sirenia, Trichechidae. Gene Ontology annotation, molecular function: peptidyl-prolyl cis-trans isomerase activity; protein binding.
GGGUGUGGAAGCCAAGAUGUCGCACCCGUCCCCCCAAACCAAGCCCUCCAACCCCAGCAACCCCCGAGUGUUCUUUGAUGUGGACCUCGGAGGGGAGCGAGUUGGUCGAAUUGUCUUAGAAUUGUUUGCAGAUAUUGUCCCUAAAACUGCAGAAAAUUUUCGUGCAUUAUGUACAGGAGAAAAAGGCAUUGGACCCACAACUGGGAAACCUCUCCAUUUCAAAGGAUGUCCUUUCCAUCGAAUUAUUAAGAAAUUCAUGAUUCAGGGUGGAGACUUCUCAAAUCAGAAUGGGACAGGUGGAGAAAGUAUUUAUGGUGAAAAAUUUGAAGAUGAAAAUUUCUAUUAUAAGCAUGAUCAGGAGGGUUUAUUGAGCAUGGCAAACGCAGGACCCAAUACAAAUGGGUCUCAGUUCUUUAUCACAACGGUUCCAACUCCUCAUUUGGAUGGGAAACAUGUGGUGUUUGGCCAAGUGAUUAAAGGAAUGGGUGUGGCAAGGAUACUGGAAAAUGUAGAAGUGAAAGGUGAAAACCCUGCCAAAUUGUGCGUUAUUGCAGAAUGCGGAGAAUUAAAAGAAGGGGAAGAUUGGGGGAUAUUCCCAAAAGAUGGCUCUGGCGACAGUCAUCCAGAUUUCCCUGAGGAUGCAGAUAUAGAUUUAAAAGAUGUGGAUAAAAUUUUAUUGAUAACAGAAGACUUAAAAAACAUUGGCAAUACUUUUUUUAAAUCCCAGAACUGGGAGAUGGCCAUAAAGAAAUAUGCAAAAGUUUUAAGAUAUAUGGAAGGUUCAAAGGCUGUUACUGAGAAGGCAGAUAGCUCCAAGCUACAACCUGUAGCUUUAAGCUGUGUGCUCAAUAUUGCUGCUUGUAAACUGAAGAUGUCAGAUUGGCAGGGCGCGAUUGACAGCUGUGUGGAGGCUCUUGAAAUAGAUCCAUCAAAUACCAAAGCACUAUACCGCAGAGCUCAAGGAUGGCAAGGAUUAAAAGAAUACGAUCAAGCAUUGGCUGAUCUUAAGAAAGCUCAGGAGAUAGCGCCAGAAGAUAAAGCUAUCCAGGCAGAACUGCUGAAAGUCAAACAAAAGAUAAAGGCACAGAAAGAUAAAGAAAAGGCAGCUUAUGCAAAAAUGUUUGCUUAAUGAGGAAUUCAGAUUCAGAUUGUAUAAAGGCAGUAAGAACAUUUAAGGGUGUGUGUUGUAUAUGAUCCCUAACAUGUUUCCUUGUACGAUUCAGUUUCCUAGUGUUCACUGUAGAAGUACUGAUGGCCUCAUACUCGUAAUAAAAGUGUUACAGAAUACAUUGUGAAGUUGAUUUUCACAAACAAGGGCGUCCAUCCUGUUACUAAUCUCCUGACGACACAUCGUCUUGUUGAUAUUCUUCGCCAUAUUUCUUCGGUAUGUCUCUGGUUGGUUUGUGGUGGUGGUUUAUACUUCACAGUACACACACCUGUUCAUGAACUGCCUCAGUGGUCUACAGUGGGGAUUGGCAGACUUGUUUUUAAAACUGUGCUUUAGGUGAAAGUUCACAGUGCAGGUUAAGUUUCUCAUUCAAAAAGAAAGUUUACAGAGCAGAUCAGUUUCUCAUUCAAAAAUUUAUA